CUGCUGAAGGUGUGAGAGAAAGAGAGAGAGAGAAAUAGUGAGGAUAAAAGAGGAAGAGGGAGAAACCGGGAGCGAACGGUCCACUCUAACGCAGUUAUGCCGACCAACUCCAAGCGGGUGCCGGUGAACUAAUCGAACCCCGUUUCGAAUUCCGCACACCCGUGCGUGGAUUCGUAAAAGAACAACAAAAUAUUAGAAACGUGAGAAAGUACGUAAAGGAAAGUAAGAAAGGAAGGAAGAAAGUUAGAGAGGGUGCUUGUUGAAUUGGGAAGAAAGAACUGAUGGGGGAGUUUAUACCCCGGGAUAAAAAAAAGGGGAAAAUUAAGAAUAGGGAGAAAGGUUUGAAGGUGGGGAAAAAGAGGAGUUUGAAGGGGGGGGGGACAAAAAAAUUAUUAGGAGUGAUCGUCGUGUGAAAAUAUUGAAAAAGUAAGAACCGAAACGGAGUGUGAGAGAGUAGGGGAGUGAGGUGGAGUGGGGGCAGAACGAACACGUGGAGAGGAUUGAGACACAGUGUAUAAAUACAAAAAAAAUAAAAACAUAUAAGAAGGAAGAUAAAAACAAGAAGAAGAAGAUACAAGUUGAAGAAAUAUCUUGUCUUCUAUUCCAAGUUGGGUGAUAAAAAAGGAGACAUUUAGUGACAUUCGCGAAAAAAGUGGGCCGGAAGGUGAAGUCUUUGGACAAUUUCUUGCUCUUCUUUUCCUACGAAACCAGAGACAUUCAAAUAUGAUUAGAAGAAGAUAGAAACAAUACACUGUCACGGUUACAUGUCGAAGACACAUCGUCGGCUUUAAAUCUCUCAAGAGGAUAAUGAAUGCACCAUCGUAUCAGACGACUACUACAACGACUACUAUAACGAUGACUAUGUCACCGACAAACACAAUACCAACACUAGCACGAGAAAGUGGAUGACGAGGAGACAUGAGGUGGUUUUCAAGAGUCCACCAACGACGACGACUAGACCGCUUGAUUCCUCUGCUAACUGUGCUCAUGCGAAAAGGGAAGAAACUUUAGAAAAUAAAAAAUAAAAAAAAGAAGAAGAAGAAGAUGGAUCGUAGAAAAUCCAUCCAUUCCAAAGAGAUAAAUUCUUCUCAACCUGCGGGAUAAAUUACAACGAACAACGAAGAAGAACACAGUACACGCAACGUCUUCGAGGUUUCGUAUUUUUAAUACGAAAUCCUCGAAGGUGAAAAAUUUCCAUGGAAAAGGAGUAGCAAGUGGAAAAAAAUCAGGCAUAUUUGAUUCUUCGAAGAAGACAAAAACAAUCGUUAAGAAAGGACUACUAAAAGUGUCAAAUCUCGAAACAGUAGAAUUCGAAGAAGAAAUAAACGAGAGCAACAUGAUGGCGGGUGCCGGUGUCGGUGGUGUUGGGAUGCUCAGAGCAAGAAGGCGGGACGUCAGUGUGAAACCAAAUAGAAAACUCGACCGGAAGUCCUCUAGGGGGAUGAUUUACGAGAACGAAGAACUCAGAUUGAGAACCAUUCAUAUUAACGCCGAGGUUGAACAAGGUCAAAACGAUAUAAAGAAAUUGCGAAGGGAGAACGAACAGCUGCGCAGAGAGAUAUGGAGCCUUCGGGAUGAGUACGAUAAGCUCGAGGAGAUACUGAAGAGACAAAAGAAUCGUACUGAAAGCGACGAAUCUGAGGAUCGCUCCGAAGAUGAUGACGUGCUACAUUCGGAUUAUUCCGAGGAGAACGAGCAAGAAGAGGAAGAGCCUGAGAAAAUUCAAAAUAGUAACGAAAAGACAAGGCAGGAGCACGAUCAAGAGGAACAAUUAGAGAAUGCUGAAAAUCAGAAAAUAUCGACGGAAAAGAUGAACAAUACCAAUUUGCAUCGAUUGCACGUUGAUUUUGAUGAUCUUUCUGUUGUCGAUGAAGAAGAAGAGUUAAAAAAAGAAAAAGAUAGAAAAGAAACAACAAUAAUGAGUGAAGACAAUCAAAAAAAGUCUAAAGUUAGAUUGAUAGAACCUAGAAAACUACACGACAAUAUACCCUUUUAUCCAGGUAGUUAUGAUUCUAGUCAAAGUUUUACGGACGCCAAUUACUUUCCCGAAUAUCCAUGUCCAAACACAGUAGAUUCAUUAAUGCGAGGUGGUAGCAACUUGUCAACUGUCUUACCACCUCUUUGUCCAGCUAUUUAUGCGGAUCCAUUAAUUCCUUUGGGUACAUUGGAUUCUCCAAUAUUGAAUCCAAUGAACGAUAAGAUAAUACCAGAAAUCCACGUGCCACCGAUUGGUUGGCAAAACAAUCUGUUACUUUCGGAGUCAACGGCAUUGCCAAGUUAUCCGAAUGUAUUGGCUAGCAGUAGUGUAUCAAAUUCAACUAUGAGAAUGGCAAACGUAGAAAGCUCGCAGCAACAGCAGCACUUAGAGAGUCACGCAGUUGGAAACUAUCAAAGUUUCACGAACACGGCUAGUAUACGACAAAAGAGAAACUUAGAUGAUUCGAAACAGCAGCAACAGAAGCAAGGGAAACAGCUUGCUUUAAGAUUAUUUGAAAAUUCACAUGCAUACAUUCCAAGACAACAAAAAGAAGUGUCGUUGGGUAACCUUUGGGAUGAAAUCGAUGCAUCCUGCGAGAAAAAUAUUGAAAAUGAAAGAUUAAAUGGCUAUCGGAAUUUCGAAAAUAACGAGGAAAAGGAUUCCGAUGAAAAUUAUGCGUUCGAUGGUGUGGAAAAACCGAAACACUUUUUUGCCCCAUUAGCAACGACAAAAUCGAAGAAAUUAUUGGACGAGGAGUCACCUACCGUUUGCGGUUCAAAUUACUUUGGAACUGGAACUAGUUCCAGUAGUGGCAAAACCGGGUCUACGGUGAUCUGUGAAAGCAAUCAAUUGUUAGGGUUAAAGGGUUCCAUUGACCUUUGCGUUAACGGUGCAGUUUCCUAUGGAAAUAAUUUCUACCGAGAGAAGGAAGAUCUACAGAGAAACGUGUAUCUAAGUACGGACAAUCUGUUGAUUGAAAGCGUCAAGCCUACACCGAUCAAUCAGUUAACUAAAUCAAUGUCCUGCCAGGAUUUAAGCAGUGAUUCGCAACCCUUGACAAAGAUUAACUACAACGAGAAAGGACAGACAAUGACUAUGAGCGACAAUACUUUAGACAAUUUAACCAACGAAUCAUCUUCGACUAAGGCUUAUAGAACUCACUUAAAUGUUACAUUAAAAAUUCCACGUCACGAUCGUGAAAAAAACGCGAAUACCCCAGAAAUACCACAGUUACCAUCGGUGGAUUAUAGAAUUCUCACGAAUCCAUUUCUCAGGAAUAUUGAACGAAAUGUUCUUGAAUCUUCCGAUCGAAAUUCUCCGAUAACCAAACCACUUUCCGUUCAAGUCAGUGAAAACAAUAUAAAUUAUAGUUAUCCAAGUUCACCGCCAAUACCACCACCACCACUACCACAGCAACCAAUGGGCUUUACUAGAGGACUUAGACCUAGUGAAAGAUAUCGUAGAAGGCAAGGAAAUUUAGUACCCGAUCAGAAUCGAUUGUUGAUUCCUACCGAUCAAUUGAUCCCAAAUAAAAAUCUUUCUACACCAGCACAAGACUUUCAAGUAACCUCUUUCGAAAGACCAAGUCCCCAUGCACUGUUACCAUCAGCGAUGCCCUAUGACCUGGAUACUUUAAGAAGAAUAAAUGCAACACGUUAUCUACAGAAUCAAAAUCUUUAUCAAAAUAUACCAUUCGUCCCAGCUGGACCAUCCCACGUUUGUCCCACUUUACAAAUGUAUUAUGAUCAAAAUACAAAAAAGGUACCAGCUCAAACACAAACAUCAAUAGACGGUGAUUCCCAUAUCGAGGAUGAUCAAAGUUGUCUGCAUCAUCAAGAAGAAGAAAAUAAUAUCAGUAUACCGAACUCACCGAGCGGACAACGACGCAAACGAACAAUGAAAAAAGAUAAACUAAGUACAAAACCUCUUUCACCGUUAGCUCAAAGAAAAUUGAAAAAACAGAGUAGCGUAACAUCAACGGAAAUGCCUGAAUCCCCAGGCAAAUCUGUGGUACGUCAAAGAGCUAGAAAACUGAGUAUCACGACAACUACGACAUCGGAUGCCCUUGAGGAUAAAAACGAGAGUAGAUCAUCAUCCUCGGGACAAGAUUCACCAAGAAAAGAUCAAGUCAGACGAAUAUCAACUUAUUUCAAUCCAAAAAAACGACCGUCGUUAACAUCAAUCAAAACAACGAGAAGUGGUAGUUUAGAAACAUCUAAAGACAAAUAUUCAGAUGGUCUAACUACGAGUACAUCGGACAAAGAAAUAAUUCAUUCUGUACAAAUUAAAGAAGGCACUAAUAUUGCUGUUAAAUCUAGAAAAGGAAGCACAAGUAGUGGAAACGUUCCCUGGUGUGCUUGUUGGGGUAACGGUUGUGUUUGAUUCGGGACCAGGUAUACGGGUUUAAAGGUUCUCUAUAUAUUCUUAAAGUGAGAUAAGAUCUUUAACGCUGUUGGUAAAGGUGAAUCGUUAAAUUCAAAAUACCGCAGGAAACGGAAUGAACUUCCAACAGUCUCGUCAUGAAUUCAAUCUGAAAACUGUGAAAUAUAGGUUGAGGAGGGGUAUGGUCUACCAGGAAACUUGGAAAUCAUUCGAAAUUCAAAUCUACGGGUUCGUUCGCAACUGCGACACCGAAUGGGACCACGAUAAAUUCUACAGAGUAGGGAAACUUCAACUAACCUACGCGUCAUUUUCCGAAACUAACUCAUAGAGUAUACGUAUGCAUAGUUUGUGUGUGUUUGUGUUAACACGUACGUAUAACUCUGAGUGAAAUUGUGACCAGGUGUAUCAUAAAAUCAACGCACCUCUUGGAAAUGAAUCAUAAAACUAGUCUCCAAUGGUAAUAUCACCUUCGUGUAUAAGUGAAUCAUUAUAUUUCUACAUGUAUGCUUGUGAGUGUAUCUGUGUUAGUAAUGUGAACGAAAACGCGUAUGAAUUACUGUGUAAAAUAUGAAUGCACCUGCGGAAUAGGUCAAAAACCUAUGUAUUGAAACGACUGCAAAAACGUGACUUAAAACUUUACAAUUUGAUCAUAUUUAAAAUAUAAUAUUUAUAUUCAUAAAUGAAAGUAAUAUACAGUAUAUGUAUAUGUGCGUUAUCAGUAGGUCAUUACAUAGAAUUUAAUAUUAUUUUCUUUAAAGAAAAUUUUAUGCAUUUAUGCACACUUUAUCGGUCAUAUUAACUGUGCUAACGUAUUUAAAAAAAAAACACACACAAUAAUAGUAUAAAGAAAAUAAUUUUUAUUUUACAUAAUUACAAUAAUUAAAAUAACUUUUCAUAUUUUUUAUUUGAAAGAAAGAAAAUUAGGAUCGUAAUAUAAGAAACAAUUAGCGUUCGUGUUAGUGUAAUUUGAUGAAGAAUUGUUUAUUAUUUUAUUAUUGUUCUUAAUUGAACAAUUUGUAAUUCUCGUUGUAACAUUGAUCAAUAUCAUUGUUGGACAGUACGAAGUUUGAUUAGAAUUUAAUGAUUGUACGAUAAUCCGGAUCAUCGAUAAUUUGUAGCUUAUCUAAUCGAGAAGAAGGAUAAAAUCGGUCCAUGAGUUACAUAAGAAAUUUAUUAAUGUUCAACGACGUGAAGGAGUACUUAUGCGUAGAAGUUGUUGCCGAACAUCCGGCUUGAAAAGUUCAAGAGAGUGGCGUUAAAAGUUUCGUUGAAAGUUUCACUACGGAAGUUUUCCUUCCGCUUCAUUAUGAGUAUACGAAGAAUAAUGCUUAAGGACUUAAAAUUAAUCUAAGAAAAAAAAAACUAAACAAUAUAGGAAAAGAGAUAAACAAAAAUAAUUAUA
Molecule: messenger RNA, 5762 nt
Organism: Polistes dominula (European paper wasp)
Lineage: Eukaryota; Metazoa; Arthropoda; Insecta; Hymenoptera; Vespidae
Source: RefSeq, a predicted model, not a curated record